GUAGUGUUAGUUCGCGACGACUUCGGCGAUAAACAAAAGUUUGAUCUCUUCCUAAGUGUCUACAACUGGACGUCACUUAAACCCACGGAAGAGCUCCAGGCGCUGGUCUUAAGUGAAAAGGGAUUCUCAGUGCAGACCGUAUGGGACGACUACAUACCAGAUCUGCUCAAGAAGUUCAAGUGCGAGGAUAGGACUCAGUGUGUCAUACGAGUAGAGAUACCACAGUUCAAGGCGUCAAGUUUCCUAUUGCUAACGGAGCCGAAGAACUCGAAAAUAGUGAACCCGAACCUGAAGUUAGUUUCGGUGGUCAAGAGAGACAAACCGGUGGACAAUAAGCACGUGUUUGACAUAACCCUGAGCGCGGAAGCGGUGGCGCCUUUCGUGGCCAUGGAUUUCAAACGGAAUUACGGAAUUCGCGGGAAUUUCCUCGAAAACGGAUUCUUUAUCUUCGAUCACCAAAAGACCAUCACUUUUGUCACCAAAUCUAAUGUCACGGAACAGCAGAUUAGCGAUAAUCUCACGUUUAAGACGGUGGCGGAUGUGGUGUGAGUUUGCACUACCGGUGCCUUAUAUGCAGUAUUCGUAAAAAUGUUAAAAAAUAAAUUAAUUCUUAAAAUGUAAUUCAAAUAGUUUUUUAUAU
Molecule: messenger RNA, 640 nt
Organism: Oppiella nova
Lineage: Eukaryota; Metazoa; Arthropoda; Arachnida; Sarcoptiformes; Oppiidae
Source: the annotation of a GenBank genome assembly